AAGGUUGCUUCCGCAAAUUAAAGACUAAAGCCGUUUUGUUUGCUUUACUCUACAAAGAGAGACUUGAGCAGCUUCUCUUCUUCUACAAUAACCUGCGUGCCAAUCUCGAACUACCCACCAGAAGCCAACAACCAUUCUUAGCAAUACACAAUACAACGAUCGAGAUGAAGAUCAUGGUCGCCAUUAAGCGAGUCGUCGAUUACGCCGUCAAAAUCCGUGUUAAACCGGACAGAACGGGGGUUGAGACCCAGAACGUCAAAAUGUCGAUGAACCCCUUUUGCGAGAUUGCAAUCGAGGAAGCUCUGCGUAUCAAGGAGGCUGGCUUGGCCUCUGAGGUUGUGGCGGUCAGCAUGGGCCCGGUUCAGUGCGUCGACACUCUCAGGACGGGCCUUGCGAUGGGCGCUGACAGGGGCAUUCAUGUGGAAGCCACUGCACCCCUUUAUCCUCUAUCUGUUGCGAAGAUUUUGAAGGCCCUUGUUGAGGUUGAGAAGCCUGGCCUUCUUUUACUAGGGAAACAGGCUAUUGAUGAUGAUUGUAAUCAAACGGGGCAGAUGGUUGCAGGUCUUCUGAACUGGCCUCAAGGGACUUUUGCUUCGAAGGUUGUGAUAGACAAGGAGAAGCAGGAAGUGACAGUAGACAGAGAAGUGGAUGAUGGUCUCGAGACUCUUUGUUUGAACUUACCAGCCGUAAUCACAACUGAUUUGAGGCUGAAUCAACCGAGGUAUGCUACGCUCCCGAACAUAAUGAAAGCGAAGUCAAAACCCAUAAAGAAGUUCACUCCACAGGAAUUAAAUGUGGAUGUGAAGCCUGAUCUAGAGGUCGUCGAAGUAACGGAACCUCCAAAAAGAAAAGCGGGUAUCAUACUGUCAUCUGUUGAUGAACUGAUUGACAAACUAAAAAAUGAAGCCCAUGUCAUUUGAUCAUUUGAUCUCUCUCCUUUUCUAAUCCAUUUACGUAUUCAGGAUGCAAAUAAAUACAGUAUGAAAAUUAUAAUUCAAGUUGAAUAACAUGAUUUCUGUUUCCCCUCAUCCUUAGCCAAUGAAUUUCCCUGUUUUGAUUCUUAGACUGAA
Messenger RNA from Cucumis sativus (cucumber), 1070 nucleotides. Its product is annotated as electron transfer flavoprotein subunit beta, mitochondrial. Gene Ontology annotation, cellular component: cytosol. The transcript has 5 exons. The record is from RefSeq and is a predicted model, not a curated record. Lineage: Eukaryota; Viridiplantae; Streptophyta; Magnoliopsida; Cucurbitales; Cucurbitaceae. Bases 165 to 920 code for a protein of 251 amino acids. Gene Ontology annotation, molecular function: electron transfer activity.